Molecule: messenger RNA, 1656 nt
Organism: Candidozyma auris
Lineage: Eukaryota; Fungi; Ascomycota; Pichiomycetes; Serinales; Metschnikowiaceae
Gene: RTF1
Product: Rtf1p
Exons: 1
Coding region: 1-1656 (551 amino acids)
Cellular component (GO): Cdc73/Paf1 complex
Molecular function (GO): DNA binding; RNA polymerase II C-terminal domain phosphoserine binding
Source: RefSeq, a predicted model, not a curated record
AUGUCGGAUUUGGAUGACGAUUUGUUGGCUCUUGCUGGAGCGGAUUCUGGCAGUGAAGAAAAUGACAAUGUCGUCAAGCGAGCGGCCUCAGAAGGCGGCCCCAGAAAGAGAUUGAAGACCGGUUCUUCUGAUGAAGAUGAGGAUGAAGGAGACGAUGAUAAUGACGAAGCAUUUGACGAAGAUGACGCUGGUGAAGAUGAGAACGAUGAAGAGGUAAAUGAUUCCAGAACCUACGAUGAUGAAGACGAAGAAGAAGAGGAUGAACUAGUCAACCCAUACCCACUAGAAGGGAAGUAUAAGGAUGAAGAGGACCGUGAGCGUUUGCUUGAUAUGGACGAGAUCGAGAGAGAACAGACUCUUUUUGAAAGAUCCCAGGAAAUGGAUAGAUACAAUGAGAAGAAGUAUUUGAGGCAGAGAUUGAAGCAGGCUCAAGGUACCGAGAAAAAGACCAGAACCAGUAGUCGACAGGCGACUCUGGGCGCAAGAAGCUCGAAGAUGGACAAAUUGAGCGAGUUGAGGAAACAGAGAGAGCGCAAGUCGCGCAAGGCUGCUGCUGAAGACUACGAAGACGAGGAGGAAGAAGAAGAGGAUGAAGAGGAAGAGCUCGACGAUGUUGAAGAGGAGGCCUAUGGAGACGAUGAAGUCGUCUGGGGAAGCGGUAAAUCCAAGUUCAGACCCAAGAGCUUUGAAAAGGCUACCGCUGCAGACAUUAACAAGAUCAAGAUUGGAAGAAGUUUUCUCAGCAAGUACCUCUACUACCGUAAUUUCGCAGAAGUUGUGUCACGGUCUUUUGGAAAGAUCAACGUGGGAAUGGACCGCAGGACCCGCCGCCCAAUGUACAGAGUGGUGCAAAUUGAAGAGGUGGUAACCUACCCUCAAAAACAGUAUCAAGUGGGCGAGACAAGAACAGACAUGUACUUGUUGGUCAGUCAAAACAGACAACAGACCAAAGAAUUCCCCUUCACGGUGUUUAGUGACGGUGACAUAUUCCCAGAAGAGUUCGAGAGGUAUCUCCAAGAAUUGAGCAAGACAAACGAAGACCCACCAUAUGUGGAUGAUGUGAACGAGAAAGCUGAAGAGAUACAUCGCUUGAUGAACAGCGGUCUCACAAAUCAAGAUAUUGACGAAAUGAUUUCAAGGAAGCAGAAGAUGAAGAACGGCAUGAGGGCGUAUGAUGCGGUUUACGAAAAGUCUAAAGCAAUGGAUGAGUUGCGUGUGGCUAAGCAAGAGGGCAACGUUGAAAGGAUCAGGGAGUUGAGUGAUCGCAUUAAGAAGAUGGACGAGAUUUUGCUUAAGGACAACGAGAGAGCUAGCAAAAGCUCGUUAACGAGCAUGUCCAAGGUUAACGAGAGAAACAGAAAGUUGAACCAGACGAAUGUCAGAAAAGCUGAGCUUAAAUCGAUGAAAAAAGUGAAUGAAAGUGUCGAAGGUGAUGCUUUUUCGCGUCUCAAGACGAACUCAAGAAUGUUCUACAAAGAUCUCGCUAAGGAGGAAAACCAAAAGGCCUUGCACGAUGCCAGGGCCAAUUACGACACAAUGAUUGCUGAGAAGAAUGAGAAAGAAGCCAAAAUUGCCACCUCCACAUACAGAGAAAUGGGCGUUUUCGACAAACUUAUUGCACUGAUAGACUUAAAUAUCGUGCCGACGCUACAAUGA